This is a messenger RNA of Botrytis porri, 1312 nucleotides long. RefSeq lists its product as uncharacterized. The record is from RefSeq and is a predicted model, not a curated record. The transcript is spliced from 4 exons. Lineage: Eukaryota; Fungi; Ascomycota; Leotiomycetes; Helotiales; Sclerotiniaceae. The coding region runs from base 209 to 571 and encodes 120 amino acids.
CCUCCCCUUCCCCAAAAUCCAUCAAAAAGUUCCAGAACACACAUCCAUCCACCCAAGUUAUCAAAUCUCUUCAUAAUUCUUUAAAAUUGGAUCUUCGCAAAAGGUCUCAUUCUUCUUUCCGACAAACUCGUCGAACAGACCAAAAUAAUUUAAAAUCACUCCAUCCAUACCAGGGGCUUUAAUCCACUCCAAAAGAAAAUCUAUCAAAAUGCCCGGCGUUCCACCAAAGGCAUUCGAGACCAUCAAGGCCAAGUUCAAGGCUCUCCUCAAGGGAAAGAAAUCCAAGAAGGCUGAAGCUGAACCAACUGCCGAUGCAACAAAGACCGAUGCAGCUGCUCCAGCUACUGCAACCACUGUUACUGAGCCAGCUGCUGAAGGAACCGCACCAGAAGUAAAUGCUACUGAACCAGCAACUGGUGAAACUCCAGCCCCAACUACCGCAGAAGCAGCUCCAGUUGUAGCCGAACUAGCCAAGACGACUGAAACUGCAGCACCCGAAGCUCCCAAGGUCGAAGAAAUCAAGAAUGAGCCUAGCGCACCAAUCGUCGCUGCUACAGCUCCUCAACUUUAAAUGAUAUCAUCUUUCGAUAUUAUCGACACGCCAGCAUUAUAUAUAUAUAUAUAUAUGAUAUAUCAUGCAAGCAAGAUGAAACGCAUUUAACCUACCUUUACCUUUGAAUUACACGUAUAUUUGAUUUCGAACUCGAUACGGAUGUGGGAGAUACCCAAAUACAAUCUCUUUGAUACCAUGGUGAAGAUGGUGUAAAGAUCCAUGUUGUAAUGGCAGGAGAUAAGACUGAUGGUGAAGCUUUAGGUGAUGGAUAAAUACAGACACCUCUUGAUCAUGUCUAUCAAAGCAUGGUUGAAUUUCCGAAACAGAAGUCGUCAGAACAGGAUAAUAAUGUGUUAUCAUGUUUCCUUUGUGUUUUUUCUUUACUCUUUUAUGUCUAUUCAAAGGUUUUCCUCGAUGGUCUUUUUAGUUUUUUCAAAGUUGAUUGAGUUGAAAUUGAUGAGAUGUUUUUAUCGACGAAAGCAGAUAUACAUCUACUUGAUUCAUACAAGAUUGAUUAAGGAGAAUGAGGAAUGGAUUAGAUGUGGAUUUCUCGAUUUCUUUUUUUACUUUGUUUUAUUGAAUUAUAGUAUCUAAUUGUACAUGGACGGGCGCGUAAGCGGAACGAAUGGUCAUAUACCCCCUGAUACCCUAGGUACCUAGUUCUCGUUGUGGAGAGGAGAGAGAGGAGAUGUGGGUUUGUCUAUAGGAAUGAGUUUAUAAGAAUCUUGAUCUUGAAAUGAAGAAUGUCUCAUUUUUGUG